AUGAGCUACUACGGCAGCUACUGUGGAGGCCCGAGCUAUGGCCUUGGAGGUUUUGGUGGCCUGGGUUAUGGCUACGGCUGUGGCUGUGGCAGCUUCCGUAGACUGGGCUAUGGCUGUGGCUAUGGAGACUAUGGAUAUGGCUCUGGCUUUGGAGGCUUUGGAUAUAGAUGUGGCCGUCCAUCAUGCUAUGGAAGAUAUGGAUUCUCUUGCUUCUAUUGA
Marmota flaviventris (yellow-bellied marmot) is the source of this 219-nucleotide messenger RNA. RefSeq names its product keratin-associated protein 19-5-like. NCBI's taxonomy places the organism in Eukaryota, Metazoa, Chordata, Mammalia, Rodentia, Sciuridae. The record is from RefSeq and is a predicted model, not a curated record.